Diospyros lotus (date-plum) is the source of this 2645-nucleotide messenger RNA. RefSeq lists its product as uncharacterized. Gene Ontology annotation, cellular component: nucleus; cytoplasm. Bases 182 to 2404 code for a protein of 740 amino acids. Lineage: Eukaryota; Viridiplantae; Streptophyta; Magnoliopsida; Ericales; Ebenaceae. The transcript has 13 exons. Gene Ontology annotation, biological process: proteasome-mediated ubiquitin-dependent protein catabolic process. The record is from RefSeq and is a predicted model, not a curated record.
GCUUCCAUCGCGGUCUUUCUUUCGUGCGCACGCAGCGAAUCCUUCCCCAACUGAAAUCAGCCUCCUCCUCUUCGUCUCUUCUCUCUCUCUCUCUCCCCUCUCUCUCUCUCUCUCUACAUCUCUAUCAAACCAACCAUCAAAGUUCGCGAACGAUCAGAGAAAGGUUUUCUCUCAGCAAAACAUGGAGUCGACGCCUGUGAAUUGGGAAGCUCUGGAUGCUUUAGUCAUUGAUUUCGCCAAAUUCGAGAAGUUGAUCGAAGACUCGGUCCUUUCUUCAUCUUCUUCGUCAUUGUCACCGUCCUCUUCGCCUUCGUCUUCGUCCUACCACUCGCGGUUGCUUAUUCGACAGAUACGGCGGUUGUUGGAGGUCGGUGACAUUGACGCCGCCAUAGAUCUCCUCCGAAAACACGCUCCUUUCAUCCUCGACGAUCGCCGACUCCUCUUCCGGCUGCAGAAGCAGAAAUUUAUUGAGCUAUUGAGGAGGGGAACGGUGGAGAAUCGUGAUUCUGCAAUAAAUUUCUUGCGAACAGCGCUCGCGCCUUGUGCCCUUGAUGCCUACCCGGAAGCAUACGCGGAAUUUAAGCACGUUCUUCUUGCCUUAAUCUUUGACAAAGAUGACCAGAAUUCUCCAGUGGCAAAUGAGGACCAAGUUUCGAGGAUGAUGAUUGGCAGUGCUGAGGCAAGAGAUGGUCUUUACUAUGUGGCAGGAAAUGUUUCAAGUUCUUCUAAUAAGUGGUCUGAAAGAAGGAGGUCUGAAAUUGCUGGGUUGAUGUCUUCUGUUUUAACUGCUCAUUUAUUGGCAUAUGAUCCAAUCCUUUCUCUGACUCUAAGAUAUUUGAUAAGCAUACACAAAGGAUUUUGCUUUAAUCAAGGAAUUUCAUCACCUAUUUCUGAUCUUACUAAGAGGUUGCUCCUUGAGGAACGUGAUCCACCUGCAACACCCCAGGAAAGCUUGUAUGAGGCACCUCCUUUUGAUGAGGUAGAUAUACAAGACCUUGCCCAUGCUGUAGAGAUUACAAGACAAGGGGCUGUUGAUAGCCUGAGAUUUGCCAAAGGGGAUUUAUUUCAAGCAUUUCAGAAUGAAUUGUGUCGAAUGAGAUUGGAUGUCUCCAUGCUUGAUGACCUCAUUUGUGAAUACUGUGUUUAUAGGGGUAUUGUGGACUCUGGUCUUUCAUCCCCUCCUGCAUCAGAAAUGCAUAUAGUUUCUGGAUAUUCUUCAUCAAGAAAUUGUUCUGUUGAAGUUGAUUGUGCAACCAGUAAACAUUCAGAUGGUGAAACUUCAAUUAGUAAUGCUCACAUGGAUGGUUCUCCAGAAAUUAAUGCUGAUGCAGUAAGCAUGCAAGAUAUGAACCACAGAGAGAAAUUCCAUAGCGAGACAAGAAGCAAUCAUGAAGACUGUAGCACUAGUGGAACACAGCCCCCUGAAAUUCCAAGGAUUUUACAAAGAAAUAAAAGUUAUGGAAUUAGGGAAAGGAACAAACGCAAGCGGUGGAGGGGGAGACAAGAGAAGCUAGAUCUCAUUCCUGAAGUUCUUAGUGGAAGCAGUAAGCAAGAGCUUAGCACUACCACCACACUUUCCAGUACAAAUAUGUUGAAUGAACAACAGCUUGCAGAAUCACAAACCACUGUGGGUAUGAUCAGUAAUAGGGAGGAUAAAUAUGAGAUUGUGCUGGCAGUGAAGGAAUUAGCUAGCAGAGGAAUGGCUGCCGAGGUUGUGGAAGAAGUAAAUGCCAUGGAUCCAAACUUUUUCACCCAAAACCCUCUUCUGUUGUUCCAACUUAAGCAGGUUGAAUUUCUGAAGCUGGUCAGCUCUGGUGAUCAUUCUAGUGCAUUAAGGGUUGCCUGUUCUCAUUUAGGUCCCCUUGCAGCCAGUGAUCCAACUCUGCUGAAGCCCUUAAAGGAGACAUUGUUGGCUCUGUUAAGGCCUAACGAAGAUGUGCUUCGUGGGGGCUUGCCAUUGGAUACCCUUGCUACUUCACUCCAGGUUGCAAUUGGUAGGAGUCUUGGGAUUGAAGAACCCCAGCUUAUUAAGAUAAUGAGAGCAACGCUUUACACACAUAACGAGUGGUUUAAACUUCAAAUGGGUAAAGACCGGUUUGAAGGACUUUUAAGGAUUGGCUCCUUGAAAGAAGUAAGUAGUCCUAUGCUUCCUGGUCCUGUUUCCAACUCGAAUCUGGAUACCUGCACGAGUGGAUCUUCCCAAGUCGCAAUAUCUUCUACCGGUAGGAUGCAUGAAGAUGAUAACAGUCCAACACAAGUGUCAUCAAGAGAACUAGUUUUUGAUGAAGGCGCAAUUCUUAAAGUAAUGGAGUUCGUUGCUUUACCAAGGGCGGAUGCCAUUCAUCUCCUUGCACAGUACAAUGGAAAUGCGGAGACUGUUAUUCAGCAAAUGUUUGGGAACUAAUACACUUGGAUGUAGCAACCUGUAUUUAUUAUAUUUGUUGAUUAAAUUUUCUUCUAGAUCGAUUCCACUUGUGCAGUAGAUAUUCAAUCAAUGUAAUUUAUUAGGUCUAGAAACCAACUGUCAAUGUUAUUCCUGACUCAAACGUGAUAGUGUUAAGACAAAUUACAGCGCGGAGCUAAGAUUAUUUUUUCCCACAGUGAUUACGGCUACAAUUAAUAAAUUAUUGGUUUUGAUUUUUUUA